GUCCCUAUGUUGACUAGUUGAGAUAAAAAUAAAUAUGGCUUUCUACAGUUAUAAUUCAGUCUUAGCUAUUGCUCGAACAAGGUUCCCCAGCCGUUUUGUCCAUCCCACCUGCUCGUCUUUUUCCCCAUCAUUUGCAUUUCUUCACUUGCCAGAUUCACAUUUAAAGAAGGCAUAUAUGAAGAACUAUGGAAGCAAGAAGUACUCCUAUCCAAGUCAGUCAGGUGGUAAAGUACUUCACUUGCGAACUAGACUCAUACAAAAGCUGCACACGUCAACUUGCUGGCUACAAGAGGUCCCUAGUAAACCUCAGCUGGAGCAAACCACAGAAAAGCCACGGGUGACGAGCCCUCAGCCUACAAAAGAAACUGGCACAAAGAUUAAAGGAGGAAAGCAAUCUUACAGACAAAAAAUUGUGGAUGAACUUAAAUAUUAUUACAAUGGAUUCUACUUACUUUGGAUUGACACCAAAGUUGCUGCCAGAAUGGUUUGGAGGCUGUUGCACGGACAGGUGCUAACCAGACGUGAGAGACGAAGGUGUUUCUGAAACUCUUCCCAGAGAUGUUGCCAUCAACUUUUGAAAGUGAAUCCAAAAAGGAAGAAAAACAGAAAAAGAAAAUGGCUGCAAAGUUGGAAAUGGCAAAGUUUCUUCAAGAAACAAUUACUGAAAUGGCCAGGAGGAACAGAGCCAAGCUGGGAGAUGCCUCUACGCAGCUCUCGUCCUACGUAAAACAGGUCCAGACAGGCCACAAGCCCAGCACGAAAGAGAUAGUUCGCUUUUCCAAACUGUUUGAGGACCAGCUAGCCCUGGAGCACUUAGAUCGUCCUCAGCUGGUUGCCCUUUGCAAACUGCUAGAACUGCAGACCUUUGGAACCAACAAUCUGCUCCGCUUUCAGCUUCUGAUGAAACUGAAGUCUAUAAAAGCAGAUGAUGAAGUAAUUGCCAAAGAAGGGGUGAAGACUUUGAGUGUGUCAGAACUACAGGCUGCCUGUAGGGCCCGAGGGAUGAGGUCACUGGGUCUCACUGAGGAACAACUGCGACAACAGCUCACAGAGUGGCAGGACCUCCACCUGAAGGAGAACGUCCCUCCUUCCCUUUUGCUCCUGUCACGCACCUUCUACCUGAUAGAUGUGAAGCCAAAGCCAAUCGAGAUCCCACCAAGUGGGGAGGCUCUAAAGACAAAUAUUCCUGUGGAAUCACCUACUCCCCCCAAAUCUAAAGAGAACAUGGUGGAUUUUGCACCUCAACUGAAGGGAACUAAGGACGAAGACUUUAUACAACCACCACCAGCUACACCAUCACCUAUGACACCGUCACCACCUAUUUCAUUACUUAAAGGACCGAUCACUUCUAAGGAAGCUACGCUCCAGGCCAAAUCACAAAAGACAUCGCAGAACAGCAAGGCUAGUUCAAAAGGAGCAUGAGGACUGCUCGAGGAUGGAGCUCGCUCUCUCCAGCGUCCGGCCCUCCGCAGUGGCAUCCGUAAAGGACCUCCCAGCUCAGACUGUCUGUCUGCCUGAGCUAGAGGGUCAGCCGUUUAGCCCUUGGGGCAGUCCUCUGAGGCCUUGUAACGACCAUUCCGAGUGAUGUCAGCAGUGAGGCCAAGUUCGGACCAUUCAGAGAAACAGAAUUGCAAAGUUCAUCUUUCUGUACCAUUAUGUCAUCCCACUAAACUUUGUGCAAAGCCCACCCCC
Propithecus coquereli (Coquerel's sifaka) is the source of this 1692-nucleotide messenger RNA. RefSeq names its product leucine zipper-EF-hand containing transmembrane protein 2 (gene LETM2). Gene Ontology annotation, molecular function: ribosome binding. NCBI's taxonomy places the organism in Eukaryota, Metazoa, Chordata, Mammalia, Primates, Indriidae. The coding region runs from base 559 to 1422 and encodes 287 amino acids. Gene Ontology annotation, biological process: intracellular monoatomic cation homeostasis. The transcript has 10 exons. The record is from RefSeq and is a predicted model, not a curated record. Gene Ontology annotation, cellular component: mitochondrial inner membrane.